Malassezia vespertilionis is the source of this 3861-nucleotide messenger RNA. It is a transcript of the gene RAV1, whose product is annotated as regulator of (H+)-ATPase in vacuolar membrane. The record is from RefSeq and is a predicted model, not a curated record. Gene Ontology annotation, molecular function: protein binding. Lineage: Eukaryota; Fungi; Basidiomycota; Malasseziomycetes; Malasseziales; Malasseziaceae. Gene Ontology annotation, cellular component: RAVE complex. Bases 1 to 3861 code for a protein of 1286 amino acids. Gene Ontology annotation, biological process: vacuolar acidification. The transcript is spliced from 4 exons.
AUGUCCGACGUCCUGCCGACGCUCACGCGCGAAUGGGCGUCGCUCGGUGCGUCGCAUGCGCCGCGGAAUCAAGUAGAGAAAGACUCACCGCGGAUUCCUGCUGCGCUAAACACGUUCGCAUCUCUUGUGCUCCCGGAGAAAGACUUGUACAUGCGCGCCCAAGCGAGUGGCAGACAGGUGAACGUUUUGCUUGGCCGUGGCGAGGAGAUCCAGUGUUUACUUUUUGACCGCGUUCCAGGGACAAGGGACCUUUUGCAGCAUGCACGAGUGCGCAGCGUCGCUCUCGGCACGGACGCACACCACUCAGACACAAUUCUCCUCGCUGCGUCGUUUCAGCACCUUGUCGCUAUUUGGCGUCUAGUGCCCACGCAAAGAGGCACUUCGCGGCUUGCUCCUGCGUACGCUGGAUGGCACCUUGACUCUACAUUUCCGAUCCACGGCGAGCUCAUCACCUCUUUGGACAUUCUUAACGGCACGCUCGUAGUUGGCGGCACGAAUCAGUUGUCCGUGUGGGACCGCCAAAAAUCCGGCAUGUGGCACAAAGGUUUUUCUUACAGCGUGCGCCGCCCCGUGCUUUGUGCGCGAUGGUCGCCGGAUGGCUCGUACCUUGCCGCUGCGUUCUUGCGUGCGUGCAGGCUGGACCAUGCACGCCCCGUCCAGGACGUGUCGUGGCGCCAAGCGCGCCCUCAACACGAGCAGCACCCUGUGCUUGUUGUGCUUGCAGAGAAUUGCGCCGCGUACAUAUACUCUACUGUGGUAGACGAGCCGAUUGUGCUGCGCCAGUGGGCGGCAGUUGAUGCCUCCACCGACCCCGGCCUCGAAAGCACCAACCAGGUACUUGCUUUGCUGUAUUGUGAUGCGUACCGCCUUUCUAUUGCGCUACAGCACGAUAUCGACCGGCUUGCGUACCUGCUGCAAGUAGCGCUCACUGGCGUGCACGCCGAGCUUGAUACUGCAUUGCUUGCGGCACAGCAAAAGCGCCUGGAGCAGCUCCUUGCCCAAGCGCCGGAUCUGUUCUUUGCCAUGAUGGCCGACGGCUCACUUGGCGUGUACGCCUUGAUGAAUCUCGAGAGCAGCACGCCGAUGUUACUGAAUACGUACAUUAUGCUACGUCUUCCUUUUUGCAUUGCAAUCGACGGCGCACAGACGCCGCUUAUGCUCCAGUUUCUUCCGCUGCCGUACAAAAAAGGCGCGCAUGGGACUGCGCCUGUAUCUACGGGUAUAAUUCGCGCUCAGUCGGCAAACGGACUUCGUGGCAUGGCCACCGUAUCGCUGGCGCUUCUUUUUGAUGGCGAUCCGGAAGGUAUUCUUGUGCAAGAUUCCAUCAUUGUGAGCGAGGCAGUGCAUUGCACUGCGUCCACACGCGUGUCAUUUUUGCGCGUGGAGCACAAGGCAGACAUCCUUGGUCUGUAUGUCUCGCCUUCUGCACGCUCCAUGCUGAGUUUUUCCGCAGACGGUGUGCUGCUCGGGUGGCAUUUGCACGCACAUGGUCUUGUAUCGCAGCACAAAGUGCAGCUGCGCCGCGCGCGCUUGGCAUGCAUCCUUGGAAAAGAUUCGCGCAUAGCCGUGGUUGUUGGAAACCAACUUUCUCUUGUGCUUGCCGGUGCCGGCGAUGUGCAUUUUGCGCACGGCACCGACUCGCAAAUUACAGCAGAGCUUGCCAUGGAGUCUUGCGAUCUGCCAGGCGACGCUGUGCAAUGUCCGACGCGCGCAUUUGGCAGCUUUUCCCAAGGCGAGCACGCCAUAGUGCUUCUGACGGACGAAGCCGUUGUCUAUGUAUGGCACACAAAAACGCGCGGAGAAACGCGCAUUGAGCUUCAAGCGCCGCAGCGCACAGAGCUGUGCACACUGCACACUCUUGGACGAGUGCAGUGUGCCGCGCUAGUUUCGGCGAUGGAACUGCGUGUAGGAACCAGAGAUACGCUAUGCACGCUCGACGAGCACGGCGCACUUGACUUUUUUGCUUUGCACGCAAAAACGUGGCAGCACUGUAUCCGACUGUAUACCCAACGCAGCGCUGAGGCGCUUGCGGUGAGCACGCGUGGACAAGCAGCGCUGGCAGUGCACGACGCGAAGCAAUGGCACAUUUCUAUUUGGGAUGCCAAGCUUGCUACUUUUUGCAAUGCGUGUGUGUACGACGCAUCGUUUGACGGCGAGCGCGACCAAGUGCCGGCGCUUGCAUGGGGAUCGAGUCGAUCUGGCACGGUCCUCGCCGUAGCGAUUGGUGCACACAUCCGGCUCAUUGCGCGCACGUCGCUUCCGGGAAAGGCUGUGCAGUGGGCGCUGCUAGCAGAAGUGCAUUUAGGCGCCGGCGCAGCGCGCAUUGCGCACCUUGCAUGGCUCGAUGGACUGCGCUUGAUUGCCGCGUCGACGUGCCAGCUGUUCCUGUUCCAUGCGUUUGCGUCUGUACGCGAGGAUGCGUCGGAGGCAUUGGUGCCGCUCGACUUGAUGCUUGCGCAGCGCCAUGCGAUGCUUCCUGUACACCAUCCGAGCCUAUUGGCCUAUUGCCUCCAAUGCGGUUUGCUCCGCGCAGCGCAAGCGAUACUGCUGGCGCUCCACAAACGACUGGAUGCACCAGCAGAGCUGCCGAUGGACACAUUCCUACAGCAGCACGACGGCCCGAUGCACUUUGACAAGGAAAUGCUCGAUGCGGUGCGGCACACACUGCAAGACAAAAGCGCGGAGCACGGCACGAAUUUUGGGCUCCUUGACGCUGCCGAGGCGCUGUCUGAGCCCGUAGAUCUCCCUGGUCAGCAGUAUCUUGUCCUUCUCUAUCAGCACAGCGCCGCCAUUCUCAGCAGCGAUCCAUCGCAUGUUCCCACAGGCGCACUUGCGCUGUGGGCGUACCUGUCCGACGAGCAGUCCAUUCUUCUUGGACGUGCACGGGCCGUGUGUGAGAACAAGAUGCAGUGGGCUGCGCUUCGGGCCGCGGGCGUUUUUACGUGGUGUAGAGACCGCGCUUUGCUUGUGCCGCUCAUGGAGCAUGUCGCAAGAGCGUCGUAUACCAGCGCUGACAACGCGGACCCUGUACAAAGCACGCUCUUUUACCUUGCGCUAGGGCGCCUUUCGACUGUGCGAUCUAUGUGGCGCCGCGCUGUUGGGCAUCCCGACAAGGACCGAAUGACACGCUUGCUUGCGAAUGACUUUUCCGUCAAGCGCUGGCGCGUCGCCGCACAGAAAAAUGCAUUCGUGCUUAUGAGCCAGCGCCGGUUCCAGUUUGCCGCUGCGCUAUUCCUGCUGGGCGGCGCGACACGAGAUGCGGUGAAUGUGUGUGUACGCAACUUGCACGAUGUGUGGCUUGCGAUUGCAAUUGCACGCAUGCACGAAGCUGAUGACUAUGGCCCUGUAUUCUGCGCACUUUUGCGCCAGCACAUUGUCCCCAUGGCAAUUAACCAAGGCGACCGGUGGCUUGGAUGCUGGGCACUGUACGUGCUGAAAGAGUUUGAUACGCUGCUCCGCAUGAUACUUGCACCGAUGCACGACGUGCUUGUGCAUGCGGGCAAUGCGUUUGGGCACCUCGAGGACCGAGGCUUUGCGGGCUACAGCGAUGUCCAGGACCCAGCGCUUUUGCGCUUUUUUGCAUAUUGCAAAGGCCAAGCAUGGAUCGAGCAACAUACAGUAUCUGGCCAGCUCGAGACGCAGUUUGUGCUCUUUUGCAACGAUCGAUGGCGGGAGAUGGGGUGCGAUUAUAUCGGCGUCUCAGCAUUGGUUAACUGGCGUUACCGCGUGCAGGUUGAAGCGCACAGUGUGCAGCCGCCUGCUUCUGCCCAAAAACUCACAUCCCUCGUCGCGUCCAGCCCCAGUCCUUCUUCCGCAGCGCAAGGCGCGCAAGCGUUUGACCUCGGCGCGUUUGACUUUUGA